Messenger RNA from Cricetulus griseus (Chinese hamster), 897 nucleotides. The record is from RefSeq and is a predicted model, not a curated record. Lineage: Eukaryota; Metazoa; Chordata; Mammalia; Rodentia; Cricetidae.
AUGGUGGAAUGUGUCAAAUUAGCUGUAAGUGAUUUCCAGACCAUUGGUGCUGAGUCGCUGAAGUUGGGGUGGGUGAUGGGAAACUCCAAGGACCCUGCUCCUAGAAUGUGGGCAAAGGACUUUUGGUGUUACAGCUCUGAGGGAAAAGCUAUCCUGGUAGUUGGAAGCCAAGGAAUACCUCAAGGAAGGCUCACAGCCCAGAAGAGCUGUCCCUACUCCUCACUCCUUGUAGGAGAGGAGCAGAGGCUGCCAGUUAUUCAAAGCUGCUGCAGUGCUCCUGGCCUCCGGGGCCUUGUCAGGGAGCUACACCCAUUCAGCACUGCCACCCAAAGAACUGCUGGGGAAGACUGCAGUUCUGAGGACCUUCCUGAUGUACUCGGUCCCUCCCUUGCUGAACAAGCCUUAAGGCUAAAAGCUGUUAAACUGGAAAAAGAAGCCCAGGAUUUAAUACUGAGAUACCAGAGAGCUUUCGCUGAUUGUGAAAACGUAAGGAUACGAACCCAGAGAUGUGUGGAAGAUGCCAAGAUAUUUGGAAUCCAGAGCUUCUGUAAGGACUUGGUGGAGGUGGCAGACAUUUUGGAGAAGACUGCAGAGUGCUUUUCAGAAGGAGUCAAACCCGAGGACCACAAGCUUAUUCUGGAAAAAGUCUUUCAAGGACUGUCCCUUUUAGAAGCAAAGCUGAAAAGCGUGUUUGCCAAGCAUGGCCUAGAGAAAAUGACACCCAUUGGUGACAAAUACGACCCUCAUAAGCAUGAACUCAUCUGUCAUAUGCCAGCAGGUGUUGGGGUACAGCCUGGCACUGUGACAUUAGUACAACAAGAUGGCUACAAACUUCAUGGCCGCACCAUUAGACUUGCCCAAGUGGAAGUGGCAGUGGAGUCUCAGAGAAGGCUAUGA